Messenger RNA from Colletotrichum karsti, 1446 nucleotides. Its product is annotated as gns1 sur4 family protein. Bases 1 to 1446 code for a protein of 481 amino acids. Lineage: Eukaryota; Fungi; Ascomycota; Sordariomycetes; Glomerellales; Glomerellaceae. The transcript has 2 exons. Gene Ontology annotation, biological process: very long-chain fatty acid biosynthetic process; sphingolipid biosynthetic process; fatty acid elongation, monounsaturated fatty acid. The record is from RefSeq and is a predicted model, not a curated record. Gene Ontology annotation, molecular function: fatty acid elongase activity. Gene Ontology annotation, cellular component: endoplasmic reticulum membrane.
AUGGCCGCCGUCACCGUGCUCAACGAGCUUCCGUCCGCGUCGCUCUUCAAAUUCCCUCCGGACGGUGCCCACAUGGCAAUCCCCCCACCGCUGCCCGGCUCCAUCGCCGCCGCGCCCCCGUUCGAAAUCCCCGACCACAUCUUCUCCGCAGCUCUCGACCCCAAAGUCCCCAUCACCAUCGCCGCCCUCUACGCCGUCACCGUCAAGCUGUUGAACAGGUACAACCUUUCCAACGGCCGAAAGCCAUGGGGAAUCAGCAAGACGAAGCCCUUCUUCGCCUUUGUCGUUCUUCACAAUGUUUUCCUCGCCGUCUACUCGGCCUGGACAUUCUGGGGCAUGUUGGGAGGUAUGCGCAGAAGCGUUGUGAGCCCCUUCGGCCCCAAUGGCCUUGCUGCCACCGCCGACAGCUUCUGCCAGCUUAACGGUAACGCCGGAUUCGGCUCUGCCACCGUCUACAACGAAACUGUUGGUUUCUGGUCCAGCCUAACUGGUCAGUCUGCCCUGGGUUUCGAUGGCCGCCCGAGUCGCGAAUCCACAGGCAGAAUCUGGAACGAGGGCCUUGCUUUCUACGGAUGGAUCUUUUACCUCAGCAAGUUCUACGAGGUCCUCGACACCUUCAUCAUUCUGGCCAAGGGCAAGCCCAGCUCCACCCUCCAGACCUACCACCACGCCGGUGCCAUGAUGUGCAUGUGGGCCGGCAUUCGCUACAUGUCUGCCCCCAUCUGGAUGUUUGUCCUGGUCAACUCCUUCAUUCACGCCAUGAUGUACACCUACUACACCAUCACCGCCUUCAGCAUUCGCGUCCCCAUGGCCAUUAAGCGAACUCUCACUACCAUGCAGAUCACCCAGUUCCUCGUCGGAGCCUCGUACGCUAUGCUGCACUCCUUCGUUUCCUACACCGUCCCCGUGACCGUCUACACUUCCAAGAGUGCCGCUGCCGCGGCCGCUGCUGCCACCGAGUCUACUACCACCGCUGCUGCCGAGGCCACUGCCACUGCCGCCGCCGGUGCCUUCGAGGGCUUGAAGAAUAUGGUCUUUGGCGCCUCUGCCAAGGUCGCUGAGGAAGCUGUCGCCGCGUCCGCCGCCGCCGCCGCCGCUGCCCCUCCUCAGCCCGGCUUCAUCGCCGAGACUGUCUACGUCACCCAGCCCUGCAUUACCACCAGCGGAGAGACGUUCGCCAUCUGGCUCAACGUGUUCUACCUCGCUCCCUUGACCUACCUCUUCGUCAUGUUCUUCAUUCGCAGCUACCUCCGCCGUAGCAGCGCCGAGUCUGCCAAGGGCAAGGGCAAGACGCGCCGUGAGAGCAACGUCACUCUGGCCGAGAAGGCCGGCUGGGAUGCCGCCCGCGAUGUCAACCGCGAGAUCUACAACGGUUCUUCCGAAGAGGCUACCGAGGGCAGCCCCCGCCGCGCCAACGGCAAGACCAACAACAAGGCUCGCGCUUAA